Molecule: messenger RNA, 3251 nt
Organism: Cinara cedri
Lineage: Eukaryota; Metazoa; Arthropoda; Insecta; Hemiptera; Aphididae
Source: the annotation of a GenBank genome assembly
GUCACAUUGCCGGAUCGAAGGACGGAUGCUUGUUAUCAUCAUAUCAUAUGUUAUUCGAUUUUCGAGCCCUUGACGGUCCUAGGAAAAUAUCCCACCUUUUCGCCUCAUCAAAUCGUAAUUCAUUCGUGCUUUCCUCUGUGUAAAUUUUCAUCAUCGAUCUCAUUUCUUGUUACAAAAGGUGAUUGGAAUAAUUUCGAUAACCGUUUCGAUCCGAAAGUCGUACGCAUCAACUAUCUCCCUAAUCAGGUCUGUUGUAUUCUAUCUUCUUGUACAUGUUACAGAUGUAUUCCCGUUCUGUAGUCCGGUCUUUACUGGCUCGCCAGCUCGCCUACAAGCAACUGGCGGCAAACAGCAGCACGACCGCAGCUGCCGUGUUCCAGGACAAGCCGAAAGCACCCGUACAGGGUGUCAUGCAGGUGCUCGAGGACAAGAUCGUUGGCCGUGAUAUUGUCGGCUACGGUAUAAAUGGUGAACCCCAGUAUUUCGACAACAUCACAUACCCGUUUCCCAGCGUCCGGUUCGGGAAGAACACACCCGAAGUCUUGGUAGGAAUAUUUUGCUCCAAUUAAAUUUAAUACGCACAAAUGUUGUUACCUCCUUAUUUUGCCUGUUACAAAACUCCCGUUGUAUGUUAAACAUAUUUUUUACACAAAUAAUGCCCCGAAAACUAUGCUUAUGGCAUAAUUAUUCAUUCGUAAUAUUAUAUUGUCAUUGGUAUCGCAUUAAUAUAAUGAGAAUGUAUUUUUAGCUGGAUGUAUGAACUUAUCAACGUGUCAUGAAUACCUGAAAUUUAGGCACAGGUAUAGCCUGGUAUAGGUAUAAUAUAGUGUUUUCCAGAAACUGAUGGACCAGUGUCAAUUUUUAUCUCGAUUUUCAUCGUUUCAAAGUGAUAUAAACUUGGUGUGAUCACUAAAAAGUGAACAGUAAAAAAUAAUGUUACGAAAGUCACUAAUUGACCCCAUCUAGAAUUAGGUACAUAAUAAUUAACUAUAAAAACUAUAAACUGAAAUAUUACUGAAGAAUGGAUUUUCAUACAAAUUAUUUGUGUUAUUAAUUUUUGUGAUAUUGGGUCACUAAUAUUAUUUCAUUGCUAACUGUUUAAUUUUUUUUUAAAAAAUCUGUGGCUAGAGACUUGGACAUUAGGUUUCUAAUUCGGGCUCGGACACAGUACUUGCAUGCAUGGGAACUAGUUUGGUUUAUGAUUUUAAUAUACUUUAUGAUUCAAUGAUAUCAUGUGAUCUACCAACACAGACAAGGUGAACAUUAAUCAAACUAUGUAUCCUGUGAUCAUGGUGUAUGCUAAAUAUCUUAUAAUCAUGACCAACCAAUCAAUUACAAUUGACCGGUAGACCGUGGAUGAUUUAAAUGUCAAUCUCUCUUUUGUUAGAAUUUAUUUUUAUGUAAUUAGUUGUUAAAUAUUAAUUGCUGAUUAUUUUUGUCUUAAUAUAAUAUCAUUACUUUGUUGUAAAUUUAUCAAGUGAUACAAUUUACAGUAUUUAUACUGGCAGUUAUGUUUGCAAUAUUAUUAUAUUAGUCUCAAUAAUAAUGUGAAGAAAAUCAUUAUUUAACUAUAUAUUCUAUGUUUAAUUUUAAUACCUAUUAGGUAAUUUAUACUUGAGAAUUUUUGUUAGGAAGUAGAUCCUCAAAGGAAAAAAAGUUUGGCUACCCUUGAUUUAUGCUAAUAUCUCGGACUAAUGGUAUUGAUAAUUUUGUAGAUUAUGUAGAUUAAGGAAAGUGCUUAAAAUUGUAGUCUGAUAGAAAUGAUAUAAUAAUGGUGCAAAAAUAACCAAUAGUAAAAAAAAAAAAAAAAUCUAUGUAGUAUUAAAAUUAAAUUGUGGCAAUUGCAUGAGAAAAAAUGUUGAAUAUUCAAUGUUAUAUAAUUGUUAGAAGUUAAGAGCAGCUCUUGAAUGAGCCCCAAAGGAAAAGGCCAGGAGGCAGGUCCAGAAAAAGAUGGCUGGAUGGAGUAGAGGAAGAUUUAGAGAGGCUGAAUAUUGAGGACUGGAAAGAUAUAGUGCAAGAUAGAGUGGUGUGAUAUUUUGGUGAUGGCUAAAACUUUUAUAGAGUGAUUUCGCCAAGAGAAGAAGAAAAAUGUUAUCUAAUCGUUAGUAGUAAUAGUUAAAGUAAAUAAUUAACAAUACAGAUGUGCCCCUAUAAGUUAAAGCUUAUACUUAGCGAGCAGUUCUCACUAAUAAAUGUAUGGGUAUAAUAUAACAUAUAUUAUUGAAAAACAAUGAAUGUUUCAAAUAUUAAACUAUUAACAUGUUUUAUAAUAAUAACAAAUAAGAAUAAAUUGUUUUCCAAACUCUUAAUCUAACCCUUUUGCGGUCAAAUUUCAUUCAUUGGCCGCACAAACAAAUAAUAUCAUGUUCAUUGUGCACACAUAUUUUUAUUUAAAAGUAGCAAUAGAUAAACAUUAUUUAGCUUAAUUUAAUGAACGACGUCCUUUUACAAAAUAUAACUAAAAGGAAAAAGAAUGACAUUAAAUUGAACAAUUAAACUGCCAAACUUAAAAAAUUGGUAUAAAAAAGAAAAAAAUACAACAAACAUAUCAUAACAUUUAUAGAGAAAUAAAUUGUUGCAAUAUGCAAUUAUAAAUUAUAUAAAUUGUUUGUUGAUACAUGUAUUCAAGCUUCAAACCUUUAUUUUUUUUUAAUAACUGUGGAAUUUAGAGUUAGUACAUAUAAUAAUUAUAAUAAUGAUGACAUAAUUACAGGCUCUACGUGAGAAAGAAAAGGGAGACUGGAAAAAAUUAACUUUGGAAGAAAAGAAAAAAUUGUACCGAGCGAGUUUCUGUCAGACAUUAAUCGAAGCAGAAACACCAACUGGCGAGUGGAAAGCUAUAUUCGGUUGGGUUAUGGUCUGGACUUCGGUAGCUAUUUUGUCCUUUGUCGGAGUUCGAAAAUUCUGUAAGUGUCUUAAAUAAAACAUUACACAGAUCGGUUAAUCUUUAUGGUUCAUUUAUGUCGUCUAAUUCAUUUUUCUAGUGACAAACACUGCUGAUGAUCCUUCACUGUCGUUAGAAUCUCGUCAAGCACAAUUAAAACGUAUGAUUGAUUUGCGUGUUGAUCCUAUUGACGGUUUGUCAUCGAAAUGGGACUAUGAUAAUAACACAUGGAAAAAGUAAAUGUUAGACUAACUUCUGUGUAUAAUUAUAUUUGUAUUUUAAUAUAUUAUGUAAAAAACCAAAAUAGUCAACUGAGAGAAUAAAAUAAACAGACUAUAUGUUAAUUGUGAAAGAAUGUUUUUGUUGU